UUGAUUGAUAUCAAAAGGAAAUAUAGAUAUAAAGGCAAUAAUACUUAUAAUUAAAUAUAUUUGCAAAAAUAUAAUUGAAAAUUUUUUAUUGAAAUUGAAUUUUGAAAACGUUACCAAUCGAGAGUGCUAUCUUUACGUGUUGUGUGUAAAGUUAGAAACAUAUCGUGUUGUGUGGAUUUAGAAACACAAAGAUGUGCGAACCAAUUAUAAAAGAAAUAGGCGAUCAAUUAACCUUAGGUGAAGGCCCGCAUUGGGAUGCUGAUCAACAAGCGUUAUACUAUGUAGAUAUCGAUGGCAAGGACAAUAAAGGUGGUGCUAUUUUAAAAUAUAUCCCCGCAACGGGAAAAAUAACACAAUGUAAUUUUGGUUGUGGCAACCAGGUUUCACUAGUUCUUCCAGUUGCUAACACGUCUAACAAAUUUGUUGUUUCAAUUAAUAGAAAAAUAGCUGUUGUUACAUGGAACGGUAUUGAUACGAAACCAUCAAAAAUUGAAGAAGUUCUUGAAGUAGACGGCCAUAAACCAUCUAAUCGUUUAAACGAUGGAAAAUGUGAUCCUUUUGGACGGGUUUAUGCAGGUACUAUGGGAAUUGACUACGGAAAUGGAACGUUUGAGGAUCAUGCUGGAUCACUAUAUAUAAUUGAUUUUGAAAAGAAGAAAGCCAAUAAAUUAUUAGGUGAAUUGGGUAUAGCAAAUGGAUUGGCAUGGGAACUAGAUCAACAAGUUAUGUAUUAUAUUGAUUCAUUAAGACAACGCGUGGACAAAUAUGAUUACAAUCCUGAAACUGGAGCCAUAUCAAACAGGAAAACUGCUUUCGAUCUACAUUCAAAUGGCGUUCCAGGAAAUCCUGAUGGUAUGUGUAUCGAUACUAAAGGACUUUUAUGGGUUGCUACUUUUGAUGGAGGUGUUCUUAUUCAUGUUGAUCCAUCCAAUGGAAAAUUACUCAAGACUAUUAAGCUUCCAGCAAAACAGAUUACAUCGUGUGUAUUUGGUGGUUCCAAGUUAGAUAUUUUAUAUGUGACCUCAGCAGGAAUUCAUGGCCAAGGCAUCAGCAAUCCCAAAGCUGGGAAAUUAUUUGAAAUUACUAAAACUGGAGCUAGAGGAUACCCAGGAGUUAGUGCAGUUUUACCAGAAUAAUUUUGAACCUAUUUAAUGUAAAAAUAAAAAUUUACAGUUUUACAUUAAGUAUAGACUGAUAAAAUGUGAUGCAUGUACGAAUCCACUGGGUGAGUCGGAAGGGAUAUAAAUAAUGCAAA
Molecule: messenger RNA, 1255 nt
Organism: Chrysoperla carnea
Lineage: Eukaryota; Metazoa; Arthropoda; Insecta; Neuroptera; Chrysopidae
Product: regucalcin-like
Exons: 5
Coding region: 192-1136 (314 amino acids)
Biological process (GO): L-ascorbic acid biosynthetic process
Molecular function (GO): enzyme regulator activity; calcium ion binding; gluconolactonase activity
Source: RefSeq, a predicted model, not a curated record